AAGAACACUCCUCCCCUCCUUCCUCCGAAGAGCCGGAGUUUUCUCCCUCUUUAAACUAUGAUUUGGCUCCCAGUCUUCUUCGCUGCAUGUUUCCCUUCGUGAGGGGAGAUUUCUGAGCUUGUUCAUGUCAUGACACAGUGCAGCGCAGGAUCGAAGUGGUCGCCUCUAACGCCACUGAAACUCCAGUGCCCAGGACUCUUUUCCAGUGCUUUGAGUUUGCUUACAUGAAAUAUGCGAUGUUCGCAGGAGUGCCCGGUUCUUCUUCUGCUACUGAACUCUGUUUUCAUCUUGGCAGCCGGCCACGAAGAGAUCUCUGACUCUGGCAGACUCCUCUCCCUCUUUGCAGAGCAAGGUCUGUUGUCCCAGUCAGGGUCAGACCUGUCCAUUGUCCACCCAGAGAAAACCAACGCUGAUGGAGAGUUCAUCUCCCACUCUCUGUCUCACCACUUCAAGGGUGGUAGAGUCAGGCGUGACCUACGACCUUUGGAGGGACAGGUUUACUAUAAGAUCAGCUACAAGGGGCGAGCUUUAAUGUUCAACCUGACUGCAAACAGUAACCUGGUUUCAAAUGACUACAUCCUGGAGAGGAGGAAUGGCAGUGCCAACAGGACUGAGCAUCGUCUCUCUGAGGGGAAUUCCUGCCACCUCCUUGGCACCGUGGAAGCCUCUGAUGUGCGAGGAACUGCUGCCAUUAGCACCUGUAGAGGACUGAGAGGCUUCUUCUCACUGCCAGAGGGACAGUAUUUUAUUGAGCCAGCCCAGAAAUCUAAUGAUCCUGCAGAUGCACCAGAGCCCCACAUUGUCUAUCCGAGAGUUACUACUGAAAGUCACAGAAAAAAACGAAACCUUGUGUCCAAGGAGACACCCAGCCCCUGUGGAGUGAAAGAUGCUCCAAGUGACUCUGUCCAGGUGGAGAGGGAAAGGGAGACAUGGGAGAGGGAGCAGCAGAGGGGGGAGGAUCAGGCUCAGUCCCGCUCGCAGCGCUCUGUCAGCAGAGAGAGGUGGGUGGAGACCAUGGUGGUGGCUGACUCCAAACUCAUCGAAUAUCACGGCAGUGAUAAUGUGGAGUCCUACAUCUUCACCAUCAUGAACAUGGUGGCAGGAAUCUUUCAUGACGCCAGUAUUGGGAAUGCCAUACAUGUUAUCUUGGUGCGCCUCAUUUUGCUACAGGGAGAAGAGAAAGGGUUAAAGAUUGUUCACCAUGCAGACACCACUUUGGCCAGUUUCUGUGCUUGGCAGAAAAACCUCAAUCCUCAGAGUGACACACACCCGGCUCACCAUGACCUUGCUGUGUUGGUCACCAGGAAAGACAUCUGUGCCGGAAUGAACCAGCCCUGUGAGACCCUGGGUCUGUCCCAUCUGUCUGGGAUGUGUCAGCCGCAUCGCAGCUGCAACAUCAAUGAGGAUUCAGGACUACCUGUCGCCUUCACCGUCGCUCAUGAAAUGGGCCACAGCUUUGGAAUUCACCACGAUGGCCAGGGGAAUGACUGUGAGUUGGAGGGGAGGCAUCCAUUCAUCAUGUCCAGACAGCUGAUGUAUGACAGCUCGCCUCUCACUUGGUCCUCCUGCUCCAAAGAAUACAUCACACGUUUCCUCGAUCGUGGCUGGGGUUUCUGUCUGGAUGACCGUCCAUCGAAGAGGGACCUCACCACCCCACUGGCUCGCCUUGGUGUCCGCUACACCACACACCACCAGUGCCAGCUCCAGUAUGGCCCAAAUGCUACCUUCUGCCCUGAGGUUGAUAACGUUUGCCAGAUUCUUUGGUGUUCAGUAAACGGCUCUUGUCGCUCCAAACUGGACUCACCUAUAGAUGGCACUCGCUGUGGACCAGAGAAGUGGUGUAUCUCAGGAGAGUGUGUGAUUGUGGGUAAACUCCCAGAGACAGUGAAUGGAGGCUGGGGACAGUGGAGUACCUGGUCUCACUGCUCCAGGACUUGUGGAACAGGUGUUCAGUCAGCAGAGAGGGAAUGUAAUAACCCCAAACCAGAGUUUGGAGGCAAGUACUGCACUGGAGAAAGGAAGCGGUAUAGGACUUGUAAUACAAAACCCUGCCAGAACAAUAAACCAACCUUUCGAGAGAUGCUGUGCAGUGAAUUUGACACCGUGCCCUACCACAAUGAGCUUUACCAGUGGAUUCCUGUGACUAACCCAUUAAAUCCCUGUGAGCUGCACUGUCGACCGGUCAGUGAAUAUUUUUCGGAGAAGAUGCUUGACGCUGUGACAGACGGAACACCGUGCUUCAUGAACAACAAAUCCAGAAACAUCUGCGUCAACGGAGUGUGCAAGGAGGUAGGCUGUGACUAUGGCAUUGACUCAAAUGCAGUGGAGGAUCGUUGUGGGGUAUGUUUGGGUGACGGCACAAGCUGUGAGACAAUCUACAAGUCAUUUGAUGAAGCAGAGGGCUUUGGGUACGUGGACAUGGGUGUGAUACCUGAGGGGGCACGGGACAUCCUGGUAAAGGAAGUAGAGGAGGCAGGUAACUUCCUGGCUCUGAGAAAUGUGGCGUCGGAGGAGUAUUUCCUCAACGGUAACUACAUCAUCCAGUGGAACGGGGAGUACGACGCUGGUGGGACAACGUUCUACUACGAACGCAGCGGAAACAUGGAGAACCUCACUGCUCCUGGACCCACCAAACAGCCAGUCAUGCUCCAGUUGCUGUUUCAGGAGAAGAACACAGGUAUAAAGUACGAGUACACCAUUAAGAAGACCACAGAGACAGAAAAUGAGAUCAUCGAACCUAUUUACAGUUGGAGGCAUGGGGCAUGGACACACUGCAGCACCACCUGUGGCUUAGGCGAGCAGCACCAGCCUGUGCGGUGUUUUGAGAUGGAUGUGGGUGUGGUGGAUGAGUCUCUGUGUGACCCGGACAGCCGUCCAGAGGACAGAUACCGAAAAUGCAAGACUAUGGAUUGUCCUGCAAGGUGGUGGGUUGGAGGUUGGCAGCAGUGCACAGCAACCUGUGGAUCAAACGGUGUGAGAAAGCGAACAGUGCUCUGUGUCCGUACAGUUUCAGGAGAAGAAAGGGUGCUCCACCCUGUGGAGUGCAAGCAUCUCCUUAAACCCAAACCUGUGGUGCCUUGCAACAGAGAUGUACCCUGUGGACAGGACUGGGCUGUUGGGAACUGGGAAGAGUGUCCAGUCACAUGUGGAGGAGGGGUUCGCUCACGCACAGUCACAUGUGCACUAGCGCCCAAAAAGACCUGCGAUCUCUCAACCAAACCUCAGUCCAGAUCACUGUGUGCCCUGCAGAGCUGCCCUAACUCAAGUUUACGUAGACGGCCCGGGCCUCCCCCUAAAUACCGCCGUGUUAACCCACCGAAGAGUCACCCCGCCAAACCUCCUCUUUCACCUACCUGGGCUCCCAUGAACACUACAGCCACAGCUGCACCAACAGCACCUAUCACUGUGAGGAAGAAAACAACCACCAAAGAAACUACAACUGUUUUAAUUCCUACCACCACACCCCUUUCAACCCCUGAAACUACAAUCCCUGAAAUCAUAGACACAGAUUAUAAGUUCAAUGUCAUAAUGAGGAAAAAUGCAGAUAAGAGAGGGAAAGCUUCCCCUUCCAAAUCCAAUUCUGCUGAAAUGGACAAGAAAGCUACUAAUGUGGAAAAGGAAAACAUGGAAGGAGAGGAGGGAAGCACGCCAAAUGUGGUGAUGUACACUCCAAGAUAUGAUUAUGUUGUUGAGGACAGGACAACAGAAGGAGAGGAGGAGAUUAUUGACCUGGAUGUUUUUACCACAGCUACAUCACUCAAAAAUCCCCUUAGAUCAACCACUUUACAAACAAGUCCACCUACCAUGCACCCAACCAAAACACCCACCACAACUACGUACUCCACCCCACACACUAGUACUGAAACAUGGGCAAAGACCACUCGCCACUUAUCCAACCCACACACCAGUCCAUACAGCCGCUGGAUACAUGGAGCUCCCCUCACCACUCCCGUGUACAAGAGCCACUCAGUCCCAUCAAAAACUGGCUUCCACACAACACAAGCUCCUUCCACAACUGCCAGAAAACUGUCCACCACUGCAGCAUCACCACAGCCCACAGUAAAGAUUAUUAAAGUGAAGAAACCUGCUGUAACUCCCAAGAAAAAUAUUACUCCCUCUCGUGCUAAAAAACCCUCUCCACGGUCCAAAGGCAGUCGCUCCAAGAGCCAAAACCAGAAACCAGAAAGUCCCAUGAGUAGCUCCACCAGUGACCAAAGCAACCUGAUGGCCAGAGAACCAGUCAGCAUGGAUAUUUUCUGGGUUGUAGGAAACUGGAGCGAGUGUUCAACAACGUGUGGGAUUGGUGCAAUAUGGCGACCAGUCACGUGCAGCUCCCAGAAGGAUGAGGACUGUGCCAACAUGAAGAGACCUGAGCCUGCACGUACAUGUCAGCUGCAGCCCUGUGCUGCCUGGCAAAGUGGCAGCUGGAGCAAGUGUCCAGAUAACUGCGUCGUGGUGGGAAGGAGGUACCGUGAUGUCCAGUGUGUCGAUUCUCAGAGUAAACGUCCCCUCCGACCUUUCCACUGUCAAGCGGUGUCCAGCAGACCUGUCAGCACCUUGACUUGCCCCCACAAGCCCUGCAUGACCUGGAGUGUAUCACCCUGGGGACCGUGUUCUGGCAGCUGUGGUGAAGGCAUCAGGGAGCGGCUGGUGUACUGUCCCGAGCCUCAUCGCUGUAGCACCACACUGAGGCCGAACAGCACAGAGCCAUGCAGUCUAAAGCCCUGCACUAAGUGGAAGACUGAGGACUGGGAGGAGUGCUCUGUGAAAUGUGGUGGGGGUCAGCAGCAGCGUCAAGUCAACUGUGUGAGCGACCAGGAUUUGGCUGUAAUGCCAAACAGCCUCUGUGAGAAGAUUUCCAAACCCGAAACACUCAGGAAGUGCAAUAUGCAGGAAUGCAAGUCCAACACAGGUCCAGUUUGCAGGAAGAACACCAUGUCCUCACGCUUCUGUGACAAGCUGAAGCUGUUAGGUCGCUGCUCUCUCAGGUCGGUCCAAAGACAGUGUUGUGUCACUUGUGGGGGUUACACACGCACAUUAAUUACAGUGGGCGCAUCCCAACUCAUGCAAUAGUGGCAUGAAGACAAGCCAUCCACAGACUGACACAUCCCAACCAAAGUGUUAAUAACCACAACACGACAAUAAGCACAUCUUAAUCACCACAAACGAACUUGGGUCGACUAAGAUUAUGUUACUGUUAUUUUUUUACCUAUUUGCAUAACUUUUUCCAAUGAGAAGUUUUGCUUGGAUGCAUUAGAAAAGUGAGCAAGACAACAAGCCAAAACACUGAUGAUGAAUAGACACAUUUGAACUGUAACACAUGUUAGAGCUUAAUAUUCAUAAAGCCAUCAGUGCUUAUCAGAAUUAAAAUAUUGAAUUAAAAAAAAGGGGACUUUAAUUGGAGGCAAGUAGAGUAAUUCAGUCAAAACAUUUUUAAAAAGAUAUUUUAACAUAUUUUAAGUAAAAUGACUAAUUAAAAAAAAAUCAAGAAAUACAACAAGAAGUUACAAAAGCUCAGACCAAUGCAAGAGCCACUCCUACACAGUUGUGAAAAAAAGUAAAGAAAAAAGAAAAUCAGUCAUUAGUUUACCUAUCAUACUGAUCUUUCUGUGUUGAAGGUGCUUUUAUAAUCAGGACGUUGGUGAUUCACAGCUCAACAGUCAAGUUACCACUUAUAUUUUUAUUUCAUAAGUGAACUGAUAAAAACAGAAUGUAAAUAUAGAUUUUUUUGUGACCACUUUAUUAAAUUGUUAAUAGUAACGAUAACCUCUGUGUUUUUUUUACUCAUAUAUUUAGAUUUUUUUUCUGCUUGAAUUGUGGGUUUGUCCUCAGAGCUGGUACUGUGUGUUUACAUUAUUCUGGGUGCGAGAUCCUGCUUUAGUCAUUUUUGUUUCAAUGAUAAAAUCAGCUGCAGAACCUGCACAGUUCUCCAGCUGAACCUGUGGUGCUCCUCCUAUGGUGUGAGAUUGACCAAUGAGAAAGAGGUGUUGCAGGUCAUCCCUCUCAGGUCCCUCUAAAGAUGGCCGCUGUGUUUGUAUGAUACUGUACAGGCAUUACCGCUGUCAUGUCUCUGGUACAUCACCUUGACUGAGUUGUCCUUCACAUGUCUCUAUAAAUGAAUGUUAUGAUAAAAUAUGUUUGUGACAAAACUGCUUUGUAGCUGAGACAUGAAAUAAAAUUUCCUUUUAA
Molecule: messenger RNA, 6189 nt
Organism: Toxotes jaculatrix (banded archerfish)
Lineage: Eukaryota; Metazoa; Chordata; Actinopteri; Toxotidae
Gene: adamts12
Product: ADAM metallopeptidase with thrombospondin type 1 motif, 12
Exons: 24
Coding region: 232-5073 (1613 amino acids)
Biological process (GO): proteolysis; extracellular matrix organization
Cellular component (GO): extracellular matrix
Molecular function (GO): metalloendopeptidase activity
Source: RefSeq, a predicted model, not a curated record